AUGUUUCUUUCAAAUUUUGGUGUUGAAUUAUGUCACUGUUUCAGUGAAGUAGCUGAUUUCUUAAAGGACGAUUUUGAUACUGAUCUAGCUUGGAUGCCGCUUAAAAAUAAGUGCCUUGAAAUUAAUGAAGGUCAUUAUAUCUAUAAACUAUGUUUGUUCGACAAAGCAUCUCAAAUAGAUAGUGGUGGAGGACCUGAAAUAAAUCUUGGUACAUGGUCAAAAUGGUCUUCUGGAACUGCUGGGGUCGGUAUGCAAAUUUAUGAAAGAGGGCAGUCAUGCUGGAACGGUCCUGAUAGAUCGGCGCAUAUUACUGUAGAAUGUGGAGAAGAUACUAAACUUAUUGAAGUAAGUGAGCCAUCAAAAUGUGAAUAUCAUUUUGUUCUCCACACUCCUGCUGCUUGUCCUGAUCCAGUUACAUUACAGGAUGAUGAGGGACAUGAUGAACUUUAA
Molecule: messenger RNA, 450 nt
Organism: Dracunculus medinensis (Guinea worm)
Lineage: Eukaryota; Metazoa; Nematoda; Chromadorea; Rhabditida; Dracunculidae
Source: the annotation of a GenBank genome assembly